This is a messenger RNA of Homalodisca vitripennis (glassy-winged sharpshooter), 2384 nucleotides long. RefSeq names its product membrane-bound transcription factor site-2 protease (gene S2P). The transcript is spliced from 6 exons. Gene Ontology annotation, cellular component: cytoplasm; membrane. The coding region runs from base 217 to 1698 and encodes 493 amino acids. Gene Ontology annotation, biological process: membrane protein intracellular domain proteolysis; regulation of response to endoplasmic reticulum stress. Gene Ontology annotation, molecular function: protein binding; metalloendopeptidase activity. NCBI's taxonomy places the organism in Eukaryota, Metazoa, Arthropoda, Insecta, Hemiptera, Cicadellidae. The record is from RefSeq and is a predicted model, not a curated record.
UUUACUCUUUGUUAUCUAUUAAGUAUACAAGCAUGUUUUAAAUACGAAUAAUUUGUUGGUUAAUCUGUGAUGGUAAUACUGAAAAAUAAGAAAUAAAAUUUAAAAAAAAAAUGAAUUAGGACAGGAAUAGCCUACAAAUAGUUGUUUGUAAACAACCAAAAAAUUGAACAGAAGUGUUUGAAAUAGUUACAUUUGACGAAAUGCUCAUCACUUAUUAUGGACGAAAUUUACCAAUUUUUGAUAUGUGUAAUAAUAUUUCAUUGCUGUGCAUUUUUCUUUGAUACGUUUUUUAAGACAUGUUUGCACCUGCCGUACUUGAGCCUUUUGCGGAAUACUGGACUUCAAAUUCAACCAUUCAGGCUUAAUUGGUACACUACUGCAUUUAAUAGAUUGAUUCAAAAAUGGGGAUCAGUGAGACCAAAAGUUCUCUUAGCUUGGUUUUCGGCUGGAUCAUGGGUGGCUAUAUUUCUAAUGCCUAUUGCGGUUGUACUACUUAUUCGUUCAAUAGUUUUAGUUUUAAAGGAUCUAAUUCAUGAAGAAAAGUCUGUGUUUACAAACAUUGGUACACUACAGCCACUGGUUCCAGGACUUAACAUUCCUUUAUCAGAUUUAGGCUAUUACAUACCUUCUCUUCUUAUCUGUACAAUUGUACAUGAACUGGGCCAUGCUGUAUCAGCAAUAAGAGAAGAUGGACGGGUGAGUGGUGUGGGAGUGGUAGUGGUGGUCUGUGUUCCUGUUGCAUAUGUGUCACUAGAGAAUGUGGAACUGUUAGCAUCAGUGCGGCAGCUGCGCGUUUUGUGCGCAGGAGUUUGGCACAAUGUGCUGCUGGCCCUCAUAGCCUUCUGCACCACUUUGGCUGUACCAUGGCUGCUCCUCCCUCUGUACGAUUGGGGCAGUGCUGUUCAAAUUCAAGAUAUCCAACAGGAUUCUCCUGUACAUGGAAUUGGAGGUUUAGUGGUGAAGGAUUUAGUAGUACAAGUAAAUGAUUGUCCUGUACAAGAUGUUGACAGCUGGCAAAACUGUCUGGUUCGGUCUGUUCGUCUAACCACACCUGGAUACUGUUUACAUUCAGAGUUUAUAAAGGAGCAUGAUGAGUCAGUGCCUGCUAGACACUUAUCUGCAGGGAUUGUUGAAUGCUGCAGCAGCAACGCACCUCGACAUCUUUGCUUUGAGUACUUGGAGAGUGGUGAUGAACCAUUACAGUUGCCACAGUAUUCAUGUUUGAAUGCACGAACUGUUAUUGAAUAUUCAACCAGCUUCUGUUAUAAAACUCAAGACUGUGAGACAAAUCUUCACUGUUUUCGCCCUUCUUUGGAAAAUGUAACUAAACUUGUUAGCAUUAAGACAAAGUCCGGGAGAGCUGUACUAUUUCUAGGGCACCCAGCAGAAGUUUUCCAGACUGUUAGAGUUAGCAACUAUAUUAAUCUUUAUUCCCUGUUCCCUUCUUCACUUCCAGAGAGAAUAGUAACAUUUUGUAAUUACCUCAUGUCAUUCUCUAUUGGAAUGGCACUUUUGAACAUAAUACCUUGUUUUUAUUUUGAUGGCCAGCAUAUUAUUAGAACAUUAAUGGAUAUUUAUCUAACAAAACAUAUUGAACAUUCAAGUGUGAGACAUGCUAUGUCUAUUUGUUUAACAUUUUUGGGAACGUUUAUUUUAAGCUUGUACUUAAUUUUAGCAUUCUGGUCAACAGUGAAUUAAGUUUAUAACCCUAGUUCAGUGAGUAAAAUUUAUCUAUUUACCAGCUCAAAAGUAACUAACAUCUAGAUGGAACAGAGAAGCAUAAAAUUAAUGCAGGUGAUACUAUUAAAUAUUAGUAUGCAAUUAAUAACUUUUUCUACAAAUAUUUCUCUUGGAAACAACUGUAGUAUCUUUUAAAUAAAAAAACAUAUACAUAAAAAAAUAAAGACAUAAUACAAUGUUCAAGUGGCUAUGUUGAAGUACAUUAUAGUGCAUAUUAAAGAAAUAUCUUAAUAGAUUAGAAAAAUCAUCAAAUCAUUUAUAAAAUUAUCUAGUUAUGCCAUUAAUGUAUAUUUUUAUUUUGAAAAUUGUUUUUGAGUUGGAAAGGUUUUUGCAAAAUUGUAUAUAGGAAAAUAUGCUUUUGAAGAAAUAACCACAAGGUUGACUAAUUUGAAGCUAUUUUGUCUUUGUAGCUAUAAAGCAAAAUAUUUGCUCACAUCAAAGAGUAAAUUAGAAUAAUGAAAAUAUUUGUAAUAGCUGCUUUACCUAAUUAUUCAGAACUUUUAAAUUUAAACACUCAUAAAUAGUACUUGACGUAUCAUCUUAAAACUUUUGCAUACGUUUUUAAGUACUAUAGAAAUAGAAUUCAUUAUUGUACGUAUAUUUGUUGUGUAUAGCACAAUUAAAUUAUACCCUACUUCAAACAA